Messenger RNA from Linum tenue, 1190 nucleotides. The record is from the annotation of a GenBank genome assembly. NCBI's taxonomy places the organism in Eukaryota, Viridiplantae, Streptophyta, Magnoliopsida, Malpighiales, Linaceae.
GGUAACCACACCCACCUCGAUUUCCACCUCUAGUCAUACAGAUACUGAUUUGCAAGUUCUACCAUUCCGAAGGACCUCCGGUACAGAUAGGUUUCUCUCUCCUUGUCGCCCAGCUACUGUGAGUCUGUGACGCUGCCGCCGUAGUCUCGGAUCAAAGGGCAAGUCGUCGUUUAGUUCUCUGGAAACCACCCAAUUACUGUCGGAGAACCGCGUAGCAGAGCUCGGUGUUUGCACGACUAAUAACAGAGCGAGACAGUUUUUGAAGGUAGAAAUUUUAGGGUUUUCUGCGAAUUAAGAUAAUGUCUUCGGGCAAUCCCAAGGACGGGGACUUGCAGAUAAUACCAGCGGCGGCGGAUAAUCCAAGGCCGCCAGCAGUUCCGCCCCGUCCACUCAUGGUGGCCACGUCUGCGGGAUCAAAUGCAAUCGUGGAGUAUACAGGGCCGGUGUUCAAGGAACCAGAAGAGGACUUGGAGCUCAAGCUUCGGCGGAUACUUGAGAAUGUACCGGUUCGAGUCAGCAAUACUUCUGGCAGUUCCGCCGGUGCCGGCUCCGGUGACUUUCAUCAGUAUCGGCAAAUGAGGCGGAAAGAGCAAGAUCGGGUUGCUAGGAUGGAGGUCGACUACCUGAGAAGGAAAGAAGAAGCAGAAUUCAGCAUGAGAAGGGAGGAAAGGUUGAAAGCUGAGGAGGAGCAGAGAGCCAAAAAACGUGCCAAGCGGCAAAAGAAGAAGCAGAAGAAGAAAGAGAGGAGGAAGACGCAACCAGGUCCUGCCGAAGGAGCAGCAGGGCUCCAGAAACAAGAAUCUUCGGAUGAUGGAUCUGAGAGCGAGGAUGAAUCGACAAAGUGAACACCAAGGUUCCGCUGUAUCUUUCAAGUUCAGAAGACUUUCUUCAAUUUCAAGCCUUUUCUUCGUCCGCAUACUAUAGAUUUUGUACUAUGCAAUGUAUUUAAACCAGCUGUAGUUGUGUGAGAUCCAAAUAGGCAUAUGAUCUUUGGGCAAAUGAGAUUAUUACAUGGUUCUCAUCAUGCAUUUCUGUAGUACCCUCACUGAGAGUACCUCUGCUCUUGUUCUUGUAGCAACUAUUGUGGUUACUCAUCGAGCUGAUUCCCUGGAAUGGGCCGGCUACGAAAAUUUUCUGACUGUUCUUUGAGCCAUUAAUUCAUCGAUCAAGGGCCACGGCCCAAAUCUGAC